UGUGUAGAGGAAGAGAGGAUUGCUCUUCUUGAUAUCAAAUCAACAUUUAGUGAUCCAUACUCUAUCCGCACCUGGACCUUGCAGCUCUCACAUCUUGGGAGGGAGAUAGUAACAACAUUUUGAAUAUCUCAAUGUUCCUACCUUUCCAAGAACUGCAAGGCCUUAUUUUAUCGGACAACUUUUUCAACAGUUGCAUCCCUAGUGAUUGUUUUGGGAGUCUAGCAGAAUUGGACAACCUCCAGCACUUGGAUCUCUCGCAUAAUAAUUUUUACUUUAUUAAUGUAUCCAUUGCCACACCAAAGUUGAGCAAGCUUGAAUACUUGGAUUUGUCCUACAACCAAUUAAAUGGAAGCAUUGUUCCAUAUUUGAUUGGGCUAUCUUCGCUCAAGGCUCUUUCUCUGCAUUGGAAUAAUAUCGGACGUGGACUUCCUUUCAAAGUAUCUAGUGCCACACUGAAGUUGAGCAAGCUUAAAUACUUGGAUUUGUCCUACAACCAGUUAAAUGAAAGCAUUGUUCCAUAUUUAGUUGGCCUAUCUUCUCUCAAGGCUCUUUAUUUGGAUGGGAAUAACAUGGGUGGUAGACUUCCUCUUAAAGGAUUGUGCAAGAUAAAGAAUCUUGAAGUGUUAAGCAUUGGUCACAAUAAUUUAAGUGGAGAUAUUUCAUCGUGUCUUGGGUAUCUACCAUCUCUCAAUUAUUUUGAUAUCUCCUACAACCAAUUCCGAAUGCCUUUUCCUAUGACUAUCAUAGGAAACCUUACAAAACUCAAGUAUGCCUUCUUUUCAAACAAUUACUUUAGAGGUGUUAUCUCAAUAGCUAAAUUUGCUAACAAUACUGGGAUUAAGGUGUUAGAUUUUUCUGAUAAUAAUCAGUUAGAGGUCCAACUUGAAUAUGUAGGGUUGAUGGCAUCAUUUCAACUUGAUGGUAUUUUCUUAUCAGGUUGCAUUGUUAAUAAAGGGUCUAGCUCAAUUCCCAUGUUUUUGUCCACUCAGUAUCAAAUAAAAUAUAUUGAUCUUUCUAACAAUAACCUCAAAGGCAAUAUUCCAACAUGGCUUUUUCAAAAUAGAACUAAUCUAAUUUAUCUUAAUUUAAGGAAUAAUUCACUAACUGGAUCACUGAUAUUCCCUUCUCAUCUCAAAACAAAUUUGUUAUGGUUUGAUGUAUCCAACAAUAAACUCAUCGGAGAAAUACCUUUGAGGAUUGGCAAUGUGAUUCCUAGUAUAAAAUAUUUGAAUAUGUCGAAUAAUUACUUGCGAGGUGUCAUCCCUUUCUCAUUUAAAAAUUUGAGUAAACUAUUUUACCUAGACUUAUCAAAUAACAAGUUAUUGUUAGAGAGUGAGAGGAAGAGAGAAAUGCUUUUAUCAGGACCAAUUUCUAAUUCUAUUGAUUAUUUAGAUAAUCUUUUAAUGCUAGACUUAGCUGAGAACAAUUUUCAAGGAAAUAUAUUUAAAAACAAUUCUAGCUUACGUCUUCUAUUUAGUUUUGUUGUCAAUAAGAAUCAAUUAAUUGGAGAAAUCCCACGCAGUAUUUGCAAGAUGGUUAAUCUUCUAAUCAUAGAUAUCAGUGAAAAUCAAUUGUCUGGCACGUUGCCUAGUUGUAUGAACAACCUUCAUACCCUUGGGGCCUUUCAUGUUGGAGGAAAUAGUUUAGAAGGAAGUAUACCAUCUGAAUUUUGUGGUUUUCAAAUGCUUUAUUCCUUGGAUCUCUCUCACAAUAAUUUAUCCGGUUUAUUUCCAUCUUGCUUCAACUUGACUAGCUUGUUGUAUUUGAAUGUAAAGGAUAAUAACCUCACAGGCCCCAUUCCAAGUGCUUUAUCUGGCAACAGUUUGGAAAUACUAGACAUGGGAAACAACCAUUUUGUUGGUGAUAUACCUAAUUGGAUAGGCACCUUCAAAAAUGUAAUGAUAUUCUCUUUGAAAGGAAACCAUUUUAAAGGACCAAUCCCAAAACAAAUAUGCGACUUAAAAAAUCUUCGCAUAUUAGACUUUUCGCAAAACAAUUUAUCAAGAGAUGUUCCUGCAUGCAUUCAUAAUAUGGGCCGUGAUUUGGCAUCUUACGUCACCUUGCGAGAUAUUCAAUCUUCCAACUCUGGGCUGAUUAUUCCCAAUAUUGUGAAUCACAUCUCUGAUAUGCCUUACGAUGAGCAAAUAUUGUCCUUUCCUAUUCAAUAUAUCGAUUUUGCAACAAAAGAGAGAUCAUAUAGUUACAAAGGUGAUAUCAUCAACUACUUAUCUGGGCUAGAUUUGUCUAGCAACAAAUUGGUUGGUUGGAUCCCAAUGGAGAUCGGCAACAUGACAUGGCUUCAAGCAUUAAAUUUGUCCAACAACAUGUUGUAUGGUCCAAUACCUAAUACAUUGUCAAAGCUGACACAGAUUGAAAGUUUAGAUCUCUCACACAACAUGUUGGAAGGGAGCAUUCCUUCACAACUAGCAGAGUUGUAUUUCAUUGAAUCUUUCUCAGUGGCAUAUAACAACCUCUCUGGCCCAACACUUGGAAUGGUUGGACAAUUUAGCACAUUUGAUGAGAAAAGCUACGAGGGGAAUCCUUAUCUUUGUGGCCCUCCUUUGGUGAAGAGUUGCAAUAAUAUAUCAUCACCACAACAAAAUCAAGUUAAAGAUGAUCACAGAAAUGAAGAAACAAUGGAGCGCCUUAUAACUAUAGCAAUUUUUGCUUUGGGUUUCAUUAUGGGCUUCUGGGGAUGGGUGGCUCUACUACUUUUUAAGAGAAGUUGGCGGUAUUCUUUCUUUCUAACAGUGGAUGGGUACAUGGAGGAUAUCGUGGAUAUCGUUGAUAUGGUUAGAAAUCUUCUAGCAAAGAUCAAAUUGUGUCGGUAGGCAUUGUUUGUUAUAUAUUUUAGUACUUGGAUUGUGGUCUAUUGUGUUUUGUAUUGUGUUUUUGUUUUUGAUUUUCAUUUUCCUACCGGAACCCUUAAUCACUCAGGUGGUUUGGGAUGGUCUUUUUAUGUUGUUGUUUCCCUAUGUAUU
Molecule: messenger RNA, 2981 nt
Organism: Dioscorea cayenensis subsp. rotundata (Guinea yam)
Lineage: Eukaryota; Viridiplantae; Streptophyta; Magnoliopsida; Dioscoreales; Dioscoreaceae
Product: receptor-like protein 15
Exons: 6
Coding region: 132-2831 (899 amino acids)
Molecular function (GO): protein binding
Source: RefSeq, a predicted model, not a curated record